This is a messenger RNA of Aaosphaeria arxii CBS 175.79, 867 nucleotides long. RefSeq lists its product as uncharacterized. The coding region runs from base 1 to 867 and encodes 288 amino acids. The record is from RefSeq and is a predicted model, not a curated record. NCBI's taxonomy places the organism in Eukaryota, Fungi, Ascomycota, Dothideomycetes, Pleosporales. The transcript is spliced from 3 exons.
AUGACCUCGCUGUCACACUUCCAACUCCAACAGCUCGCGACCGGUACACUGUACUCUGCGAUAGAUCCAAACAGCAUCGCCGGACAGGUCGUGUCGAUGUUGAAGUUCAUGGCGCUGGGAGGUGCUUUCGGUCCGGCAGCAUCAAUGCUAGCACUUGGACCGGGCAUUGCACCCCCGCUAGCUACAUACGGCCUCUCUUCGCUGGCGAGCAUUCUCCGUACAAAUCACGUCGCGAGUUCCGUGCUGGGGCUUUCCUCCUCGCUUGUCCCCGCAGCACAGCUGCAACAUCACAGCAUGCGGCUACUUCGCGUGCGGGUGUGGGCGUAUACGAUCGGGAGUGCAUGCAUGUGGGUGCUCGGGACGAGGCCUGCAAGGGAACUGGAGGCGAUGCUGGAGCGCGUGCUGCGGGACAUAUGGGCGCUUGAAGUCAGGGAGAUGCUGCGGGACUGGUUGAGGGCUGUGUUGCAGAAGGUCUCGCGCUCGGUUGAAGGGUUCAUGGCUGUCUGGCGAGAGCUGGAGAGAGCGUUAGGAUGGGGGAUGAAUGCGGUGGCCGUGGUGGCGUUAGAGCAAGAAGUUUCUGUUGCAGAGUCUCGUGCUGCCGACUUGGACAACGUCAAUGAGUGCCGUGCGGAAUCCUCACAGCACGAAGACUUCACUUCUUCCACUCUCCCCUCUUCGGACUCCGGACCAGUGUCUGCGGACUGGGAAAUGGUACCGGUAGCAGAGCCACUUCAUGAGGGUUGGGACGCCGUAAGCUCAGCGGAAUGUUUCCAACCCCAAGAGCAAUGGGUGAUUGUCCUUGAGCCGCCGCAGCAAUGCUCCGUCGAUCGAGAAGUCGAUGAGCUAGAGAAUUGGUGUAGAAAGUGA